AUGAGGGCAACCAUCUUGUCAUCGCUCGUCGCCGCCUCAAUUGCUCUGGCUGCUCCUCAGCUGCAGAAGCGGGCGCAGCCUCAGGGAAUUGACGUCUCCGGCUACCAAGGCUCUGUCGACUUCGAGGCCGCGAAAGCGAAGGGAAUCGUUUUCGCUUUCAUCAAGGCCACGGAAGGUACCACUUACCAGAACCCGGACUUCUCGCAGCAAUACGACAGUGCCACGAGCGCUGGCGUCAUCCGCGGCGGCUAUCACUUCGCGCAUCCCGAUACCUCGACAGGCGCAGCACAGGCCAAGUACUUCCUCGCGCAUGGUGGUGGAUGGACGAGCGAUGGUCUCACGCUGCCCGGCGCGUUGGAUAUUGAAUACGGCGCCAGCGCGGAGUGCUAUGGCUUGAGUGCGAGCGCGAUGGUUAGCUGGAUCAAGGACUUCAGCAAUACCUAUCACUCUUCGACAGGCGUCUAUCCCAUCAUAUACACAACGACGGACUGGUGGACGACAUGCACAGGCAAUAGCGCGGCCUUCGGCAGUACGAAUCCGCUCUGGCUCGCACACUAUGCGAGCUCCAUUGGAACGACACCUGCUGGCUGGAGCUAUGCUACAUUCUGGCAAUACGCGGACUCAGGUUCGAACCCUGGCGACCAGGAUCUGUUCAACGGUGACUUGGCUGGCUUGCAGCGUAUCGCAAAGGGUUGA
Molecule: messenger RNA, 696 nt
Organism: Peniophora sp. CBMAI 1063
Lineage: Eukaryota; Fungi; Basidiomycota; Agaricomycetes; Russulales; Peniophoraceae
Source: the annotation of a GenBank genome assembly